CCUUUCUCUCUCCCAUUCUCAAUCUCAGAAACCCAAAAUGUUGUAAAACCUAACCUCUUUCAUUUUUGUAACAUUCUCGUCUCCCAUUUUCAUAACCUUUUCCCCAAAUUACUUGAUCCAGAAACCCUAAUUUCUGAAACGAAGAUCAGAUCCGGGGAAAAUUGGUAAUCAGAAUCAAUGGUGGGUGCAUCGAGCUCAUGGUCUCGCGCAUUGGUUCAGAUCUCACCCUCCACUUUCUCCGUCAUCGGUAUCGCCAUCGGCAUCGGCGUUUCCGUCUUGGGUGCCGCUUGUGUCAUAUUCUGUGAGGUUGUUGCUAUAUAUGGAGUUAUUGUGGCAAUCAUUCUUCAAACAAAGCUAAAGAGUGUGCCUGCAUCCAAUAUUUAUGCACCAGAGUCCCUUAGAGUCGGAUAUGCAAUCUUUGCCUCUGGAAUUAUUAUGGGUUUUGCCAACCUUGUUUGUGGGUCGUCGGUUCAGAUGAUCUUUCUAUAUGUCGGUUCAUGCAGAAGGAGAUGGACCACAACAAUCAAUGAGCAACUAGAAGGGAGUUUUUAGCAUCUCAUCAUAUACACAAUAUUUCAAUGUGGAUAUAGAUGUUGUCCUGAACAGAUUAAUAAGCUCUUUGCAUCCCAUUGGUGGAGAUUUUUUCAGCAAGAUUGAUGCCAACCCUCAUUUGGCUUCCUCAUGUAAGGUGUAUGGUGUUGUCCCGCCCCCGCACCAGUUAUUGGUUGGUGUUCAGAGUUCUGGGAAUGAGCUAAAUGUAAAAACAAGUUCAAAUCCUUGUUUGACAUCAUCGGAUGGAAGCUCUACACCAACUCCAUUAGUUUCCUCUUUUGACUUUGUGAACAGUGAUUUAUCUUUUUGGUGUUUCUCAUGCGAUGCAUAUUUGGAUGCUCAAGCGAUUUUGUAACUCCACCUUGUUUAUGAAACUGCAUGUAUACUGAAAUUUGGCCAGGCCCUUCCAUUUCCAACCACAGAUAAUCAAGCAAAAGCUUCAACUUCAGGCAAUUAAGUUUCAA
This is a messenger RNA of Vitis vinifera (wine grape), 1016 nucleotides long. Its product is annotated as V-type proton ATPase subunit c''1. Lineage: Eukaryota; Viridiplantae; Streptophyta; Magnoliopsida; Vitales; Vitaceae. The coding region runs from base 178 to 552 and encodes 124 amino acids. The record is from RefSeq and is a predicted model, not a curated record. The transcript has 4 exons.